AUGACGCAGAAGGUGGACGUCAAAGACAUCGUUGUCGACACCGACCUGGAAAAGACAGAUGUUGCCAAGGGAGACAGUGAGCUCUUAGGAGCGAACGAAGAUGUUGGUUACCAUCGGUCGCUCAGUAGUCGUCAGAUUAUGAUGAUGACCUUCGGCGCUGGUGUGGGAACUGGCUUAUGGGUCGGUACAGGUACUGCACUGAAGUAUGCUGGCCCUGGUGGCAUUGCCGUUGCAUACACCAUCACUGCAUUCAUAGUGUACUUACAGUAUACCUCGAUCGGUGAAAUGACGACCUUCAAGCCGGUCCAUGGAGGCUUUAUUAGACAAUGCAUUGAAUACGUGGAGCCCGCAUUCGGAUUCGCGGUCGGUAUCAAUUUCUGGUUCUCGUGGGUGAUUUGCAUUCCUGCCGAAAUAACUGCAGCUGUUUCUGUGCUUGAAUUCUGGCCAGCAACAGAGGUUGUCCCACUUGCAGCGUAUAUAACUAUCUUCCUGGUAGUCAUUGCCGCAGCCAAUUGUUUCGGUGUCCGGAUCUACGGUCAUGUUGAGUAUAUCAUGUCUUUCGUCAAGGUUUUGGCGAUAUUUGUCAUGAUUUUCUUCAUGUUCAUUAUGACUUCGGGCGGUAUCCCGGCCACACAUGGCCCAAUCGAAUUCCGCUACUGGCGCAAUCCCGGCGCAUUCAACAAUGGCAUCAAAGGUAUCUCUAAGGCGUUUGUCCAAGCGCUGUUCAGCUUCGGUGGCGGAGAGCAUAUCGCAGUCAUUGCUGGAGAAGCCAAGGACCCCCGCCGGACCAUCAAGAGGACUGUAUACCCCGUGUUUUGGCGCAUGUUUUCGUUCUUCGUGGUCAAUAUUUGGCUCGUGGGAAUGUGUGUUCCUUACGACGAUGAAAACCUCAUCAAUGGAAGUGGCACAUUAGGGAGCCCGUUCGUCAUUGCCAUUGAGCGUGCAGGCGUGAUGUGGCUAGCGCACAUCAUAAACGGCUUCAUAUUCUUGACAGUGGUUAGCUGUGGCAUUACCAGUGCCUACAUCGCUAGCCGCAGUCUUGCAGCCUUGUCUGACAUGGCCAUUUUGCAUCCUUUCUUCGGCCGCAAAGACAAUGUCGGGAGGCCCUACGUCUCUCUAGCCCUCAGCCUCACUAUAGGAGGGGCUUUAUGCUACCUCAACUGUAGCGACACCGGAGCUACCGUCUAUGGCUGGUUCUCAUCUCUGGUAUCUGUAUCUGCCUUAUUCCAAUGGUCGGGAAUCUUCAUCUCCCACAUCCGAUUCCGACAAGGUCUUGCUGCGCAGGGUAUCGAUAGAAAGACACUGCCUUUCCGAGACCGAAUGGCUCCUUACGCCCAGUAUCUUGGUCUCGUUGUGGUUCUCUUCAUCGCAGGAUGCGAAUUUUACUUAGCGUGCUUCCCCUUCGGCGAGAAGGGGUCUGCAAAGACUUGGUUUUCAUCCUACAUCGCGGCGCCUCUAUUCUUCCUAGAUUACUUCGGCUACAAGAUCUACUAUCGCUCCAAGCUGGUACGGCCGUCAGAAAUGGACUUCUCGGCGGCAGCUGCUUUUGAUGAAGAAGAUCGGGCGAGGGCGGCUGUUGGUUAUGAGGCAGACACCGGAACAAUGAGCAAGAUUUGGCAGUACAUCAAGAAUCUUAUUUUUGGCUAG
This is a messenger RNA of Aspergillus luchuensis, 1647 nucleotides long. RefSeq lists its product as uncharacterized. NCBI's taxonomy places the organism in Eukaryota, Fungi, Ascomycota, Eurotiomycetes, Eurotiales, Aspergillaceae. The transcript has 7 exons. Gene Ontology annotation, molecular function: amino acid transmembrane transporter activity. Gene Ontology annotation, biological process: amino acid transmembrane transport. Gene Ontology annotation, cellular component: membrane. Bases 1 to 1647 code for a protein of 548 amino acids. The record is from RefSeq and is a predicted model, not a curated record.